AUGGAAACCGGCUUGCUCAUGAACGGCGCUCCUAAUGCAGCACCAAAUUGUACGGACAUCAAUACAGACGAUGCUACCGCACAUGGACCGACAUCAGAAGUGGAAUGGACUCCCCCAUCUUCAGUAAAUGCGAAUGAGCAGCUGCGCCAAAUAUUGGAAAUGCAAAAUCGACAAUUUAUUGAACUUUUAAAAGCGGUGCAGCCUUCAAAAUCCGCAGGACAAGGAAGUAUUACAUUGCCAAAGUUUAACCCUGACGUUUUCGGUGUAGAUGCGAUUUCCUGGUGUUCGACUGUAGACGUGAUCAUGGCAGACAAUCCAUUGGAAGGCAGUGCACUUAUUGUAGCCCUCAGUAAGUCAAUGGGAGGUUGCGCUUCGCAAUGGCUGUCACAAAUAAGCUUUGCGGGAAUUACUUGGCAACAAUUUAGGGACUUGUUUGUACAGCGCUUUGAGGGUGUUGAAACAUCAGCUGCAAUAUUGAUGAACAUCCUUAAUGGUCACCCAAAUGACAAUGAAUGCAUCUCAGUAUAUGCAAGCCGGCUAGUGACUUCUCUUAUGCAUAAAUGGAAAUCACAGACUAUCGAAGAAAUAGCUAUCGCAGUGGUCCUCGCACAUUCAGCUCGUUUUGACAACAAUUUACAGCGUUUGUUGUUUAAAACGAAUAUAAGAACUCGAAAUGAACUUCAGCAAGAACUCAGAGCUUUUGCAUUCGGUAAAAGAAAGUUUGUUUCCGAAAAUCCACCAGAGUCGAAAAAGUAUAAACCGUCGCCUAACCUUAAAUGCCAUUUUUGCGGUAAAGUGGGCCAUAAAAUCGCCGAUUGUCGGAUGAAGAGAGAUAAAACCAAAUCAGCAAUGAAAGCGGGAAAGUUCUCAGACAGCACAUCAACUGAAAGAGGUCGGUCGCCACUUAUUUGCUUCCGGUGUGGAGAAGUUGGGCAUAUUGCAUCGAAGUGCAGCAAUCAAUCUUCAAGCAACAGUAAAUCCGGAUUUGAAAAGAGAGUGAAUGUGUGCGAAAUUAUCGAGCCUAAGGGAGUACUGAGUCAAUCUGUAUUACACCCGAGGACGUGUGUUAGUCAGGAAGGCCGUGUCGAUGUAAACAAAUAA
Molecule: messenger RNA, 1101 nt
Organism: Bactrocera tryoni
Lineage: Eukaryota; Metazoa; Arthropoda; Insecta; Diptera; Tephritidae
Exons: 2
Coding region: 1-1101 (366 amino acids)
Molecular function (GO): nucleic acid binding; zinc ion binding
Source: RefSeq, a predicted model, not a curated record